UGGGAAGAACAAAAACCGCAGAGAGAGAGAGAGAGAGAGAGGGAAAAACAAAUUUAAUUAGGGAUUGAGGCUUUAACUUCCAGAGUCACUCAGAGUCACAGCAGCAGCCAAGAGGAAGGAGAGCAAUGUCGGACUAUCUUCCCGACGAAGUGGUGGUCGGCAUCCUCCAGAGACUCCCAGUGAAAUCCCUAAUCCGAUUCAGGUGCGUUUCCAAAUCAUGGAAGUCUCUCGUCGCCAGCCCUGCCUUUGUUCAUUCCCAUCUCAAUCAAUCGAUUCCAAACAACAACAAUCUCCCACACCCACUCUUAAUAGUCAGACACUGCUUUUCUAGUGUCCAUAGAGCUCUCGAUAAAGAGCACUACAAAUUGUUCUACGAUAAUGAAGCAUUCGAGGAGUGUGCGGAAUUUGAUUUCCCAACAAAAAGCCGUAGUCUUAAACAUUUUAGGUUAAUUGCAUCUGAGAAUGGUUUGAUAUGUCUUUCAGAACAAGAGCGCUAUGUUCUUUGGAACCCGUCGAUUCGAAAAUGUUGGAAUCUUCCAAAACCUUGCAUUACGGCCAGGAAGCACAGUGGCUCUACUUGUCACGAAGCCUUCGGAUUUGAUCCGCGGACCAACGAUUAUAAGGUGGUGAGAAUUGUAAUUCAUCAUUCGACCAAGGAAGCUCCGGUUGAGGAAGCUCUGGUUGAGAUUUACUCUGUUAGCACAUGCUCCUGGAGAUUAAGCAGUGCCUCUUUAACGCCUUCGACUAAUUUUACUGAUUGGAGGCAACCCAAAGCUUGCUUAAAAGGCUCUGUCCAUUUUGCAGCACGUCGUCAGCGGAAUGGGACUGGGAUUGGAUUUGUAUUGGCGUUUGAUCUGCGUGAUGAAGUGUUUCACGAGAUGAUCUUUCCACAUCAUAUGACCCGCUCGCACACUGAUAUUGUUACUUGUGUGUUUAGCGGAUCACUUGCUUUGUUAUGUUAUGAUAAGAAAAAGUUCUUUUGUUCCAUAUGGGUGAUGAAAGAGUAUGGUGUGGUUGAUUCUUGGGUGAAACAGUUCACUAUUGAUAUAGCCGGAGGAAUUGAGAAAAAUGUGCUAGGUUUCAGGAAGAAUGGUCAUAUAAUAUUGGAGAUUAUGAAAGAAGUUAAUUAUUGGGAGCUCUUCUCGUACGACCCUGUAUGCCAACAAGCUACAAAAUUGGAAAUACAGAAGAAUAUGCACACAUUUGGUGUUGACACAUACAGGGAGAACCUUGUCCUACUCAACCAAGCGAAUGUAGUUUCCAGAAGAGGAAAAACCAAGAAGAGGAAAAAUAGGUAAAAGCGUAAUUCACCU
Molecule: messenger RNA, 1313 nt
Organism: Alnus glutinosa
Lineage: Eukaryota; Viridiplantae; Streptophyta; Magnoliopsida; Fagales; Betulaceae
Product: F-box protein At3g07870-like
Exons: 1
Coding region: 126-1298 (390 amino acids)
Molecular function (GO): protein binding
Source: RefSeq, a predicted model, not a curated record